Rotaria socialis is the source of this 1662-nucleotide messenger RNA. Lineage: Eukaryota; Metazoa; Rotifera; Eurotatoria; Philodinida; Philodinidae. The record is from the annotation of a GenBank genome assembly.
AUGAUGAAAUUACGACGACAGCCAUUUUCUGUAUAUAAUGCUAGCCCUGAUUCCAAUACGCAACACUCUGUACCAGAUCAACCACUACGUAAACGUCAACGAAAAGCUUCUAUCCAGUCGACAUCAGAAAAUGAUGAAAAUAAUAGUGAAAUCGAAAAUCGUUCAUUACUAUAUACUUCGGAUGAUACAGACGACGACGAUUACAGUAGUGGUAUUCAAACUCGAUCUAUAACAUUUGCCAAACGAAAGCAUGAUGAAAUGAAAUCAGAGCAAGAAGACGAGGAUGAGAAUGAAGUACUAAAUGAAUCUCAAUCGGAUGACGACGAUGAAGAAGAAGAAAGAGUUAUUAAACAAUCAAAUACACGGAUGGUGACUCGUCAAAUGUCACUUGUUAUGAAUAAUCAAACAAAAUCUAAAUCAAGCGUAAAAGUUCAACCAUUUGUUGAUCAUACUGAAGAUACAAUGAGCGAGAAUGGAGAUCAUCCACCGUCUACACGUCUUCGUUCAAAACGUUUAAAGAAUGAGCAACAUAACAUGGAUAAUGGUGCACAAUUUUUUGUUCGAAUAACUCCUAUUGAUAAUGAUGAUACAUCCCAACCAGCAGCAUUUUCUGCAAUAAGAAAGGAAAUAUGUUUUUAUUACACAACACCUGUACGUGCAGAUGAUGCUGAUAUUGAUUAUGAACAACUAGUUAAUCGAACACGUAUUAAACCGGCAUCAAUGGAUCAAUGUAAUCAAGGACAAUUAUUACCUGAUGAAAGUAUUGAUAAUGGCAAUAAUACGCGACCACAUGAACUUAUACCAUAUUUACUUCAACUUGAAAACAGUCUAAUGCCUGUAUUACCAAUUAUUAAACAAAAGAAAAAAUUAACAAAAGCAGGUACAGUUGUUUAUCAACGUCGUUUUCAAGUAUUACUUGAUUAUUUAUAUGGUCCGCAACGUUGUUCACAAAUAUCGGAACUUAUUCGACUACAUCUGCGUUCUAGACUUGUACUAAAUACACUUUUUCUUACAGUUAAUUUAUUUGAUCGUGCCAUUUUAACUGGCCAAUUACCACGUGAAUGUUAUUCAGAUGGAAAUCCUCAUUUAUUACUUACUUGCUUACUUAUUGCAGGCAAAUUCGAAGAAGUUGAAUGGCCAAGUAUUAGUUCAUUGAUUGCUAAUCGUGAACCAUUGAAAGCAAGUGAUAUAAAAUCACUGGAAAUUGUUGUUCUUCAAGCACUCUCAUUCGAUAUUGGUUUAACUGUAUUAGAUUUUGUUUAUCGAUAUUGUGAAAUAUCACCAAUGGAUAGAUCAAAUGAUGAUCUUCGUCUUUUAUUUUUUAUUUUGCAACUUUUAUUGAUUGAUCCUCAUACGUUCAUUGCACAUAAAUCAUCUUAUAUAGCUGCUUGUUCAUAUGCACUUGUACGACAUCUGAAACAAUAUGAAGUUACGUGGCCUCGUCGUUUAGCUCGUUCAACUGGUUAUGAUCCAGUUGAAAUAGCAUAUGGUGUAACAAAAAUAGCUGCUCAAUGUUUACAUGCUUUAUCAUCAACUGAACAUCAAGAAACCAUACAUCGAGAUUUAAUGUACAAAUAUGCGAAAGGUCCAGCCGUGCAAUUAAUGAAAUAUGAACAAGCCUUGAAUGAUAUUAUACAGCCAACAUCAGAUGAAAAUCAAUGA